AUGCUCCAUGUGUGUGUCAUAUCCCGUGUGAGAGAAGUGGCUAAGAAUAAGAUAGAUGUCUCUUAACCUAGGCCUAGAUUAAUUCAAAUUUAGUUAAAAUGGCGGUAGGAACGAAGUUGUUUUGCAUAUUAAUGUGGAUUUCGUGUUUGUAUGCUGUAAGCAUAUUUAUUUUUACCAAAGGAUUUUUAUUGAAACGGCUAGAAAUUCCUAACAAAAGUGACUGUUCGAUCAGGCUCGAGGAACAGUCGGUUUUCUCGAUGAGGACACAAGAAGGAGGACUCUUCUCAGACGAUGCAUAUGGGGACACCCCACACGUAGGCCUAGGAUCACAAUUUCAUAUCGAUAAUAUGUGUACUGCGCAGGAUCGUUUCAACAAAUCUAUAAUACUUCUUAUUGACGCUCUUCGUUACGACUUUCUUUUAUUUAAUGAAUCUCUUGAUGCAACGGGAACUUUGCCAUUUCAAAAUAAGCUACCAAUUAUACAAAGUUUAAUUGAAAAGAAACCAUCUCAUUCUCUUCUUUAUCAAUUCUUAGCUGAUCCACCAACAACGACAAUGCAACGCCUAAAGGGGCUUACCACAGGGAGCCUACCAACAUUUGUUGAUGUGGGAAACAACUUUGCGAGUUCGGAAGUUGAGGAAGAUAACCUAAUUCACCAGUUGGUGAAAGCAGGGAAAAAUAUAACAUUCAUGGGCGAUGAUACGUGGGAGUCACUUUUUGCGGGUAAAUUUGCGAAAUCUUUUCCAUUUCCAUCAUUCAACGUAAAGGAUUUACAUUCAGUGGACAAUGGAAUCAUGAAACACCUUCUGCCAGAAAUUAAUCAGUCUGAUUGGAAUAUCCUGAUAGCUCACUUCCUUGGUGUUGACCACUGUGGUCAUAGAUAUGGCCCAUACCAUUCUGCAAUGGGGGAGAAGCUCUCGCAGAUGAAUGAUGUAAUUAGUUCGGUGGUAGAAAACAUGGACAACGAUACACUGCUACUAGUUUUUGGUGACCACGGAAUGACAGGUACUGGAGACCACGGUGGUGAUAGUAAUGACGAGCUUACAGCGGGUCUCUUUAUCUACAGUCAAAAAGAUCUCAGAAAGCUUAACCCUGGAUUGGCAAUGAAUGCCUACCGAUCAAUAUCCCAGAUUGACUUGGUCCCAAGUUUGUCUCUUCUUCUAGGAAUUCCUGUUCCAUUCUCUAACCUAGGAAUGGUCAUUCCUGAGCUUUUUAUGUUUGGUGCUGAUAGAAAAUCUCCUGAAGUACUGGACCACCUUUCACUGUUGUUAGCAAAAUAUCAUCCAGCAUACCUGAGGAUGGAAGCAUUGAGGAUUAACAGUUUUCAAGUGAAACGUUAUCUGGAUUCCUACUCAAGAAAGGUGGAUGAGUUCCCAUACCAUAUUUCAGCAAUAUUAGAACAGAAGUUUGCCAAUGCAGAAACACUGUUUCACAAUUUACAACAGAACCUAAAUGAUGAAGAAGUAAAAAUUGCGAUAGAUGGUGCAACAGCUAUGUACAUGGAAUACCUCUCAGGUGUCAAAGAGAUGUGCCGUGGUAACUGGGCUAAGUUUGAUCUUUUGUCAAUGGCAUGUGGAGUAGUUCUCACUGUCAGCACUUGUGUGGCCGUGUGGGUAGUUCUCAACUUUGUGGACGGAAUUAAAGACAGAGAAAAGAUUGAGGAUACCCUAAAUUCUCUUUUAGGAAACAUGUUAACUGGUAUGAUAACAAUAUUUCCCAUGAGCGUUAUAAUCACAAGCCAGGUGGAAGAUUUAAUGACAGUCAAGACAACGAUCCUGUUGUUUUUUCCUGCAUUAGGUUCCAUUCUUGGGAGUCUUCUAUGUGUUCUUCAGACUCAAGGAAUGCCAUGUAUGUCUGAUGUUUUAUUAUACAUAAAACAUACACCAAAGGAAUCACUUUGUUCUUCUGGAUUGCUGUUUCUUUAUGUGGUGUCACUAACAUCAAAUAGUUUUGUUGUGUAUGAAGACAGGACAGCAGUAUUUCUACUUCAAUUUAUCGUCUUGUUAGUGUAUCUUAUAUCAGGUAUAAGAAGCUUAAUAAAAUUUAAAAGAAUUAAAUCUCGCGACAUUGGUCGAAUAUUGACGCACCCUGUUGCCAUAGUCACAUACAUGUUAUUAGCUUUUCAAGCGUGUGUGCGGUUAUCAUCACACUUUAGGAUAUGUCGAGAAGAACAAGUGCCAUGCUCCCAAUCAGAUCUCUUGCAACCACUACUUGUUUUUGAUCCUGAGAACAGCACAUACAAUAAUUUUCGUUAUAUUAAAGCAGUUGUAAGCAUCUGUUUGAUUCCAUUUCUUUUAAAAUUCUGGUUACAGAAGCAAGGGAACUUGAACGGAAGUUCUGCUGCUAGUGUAUGUAUCAAGUAUGCAUUGCCAACAAUAUCUGUUUUUAUAUUCUUUCAUUGGGGUCUCAUGUCUCUGCCAGAAAAAGUUCUUGAUAAAUUGCCAAUGUGGCAGCAAACAUUUCUAGCAAAGUGUGUGUAUGUUCUCUCAACCAUUUCCAUCGUAUCAAUAAUCUGGCAGCCUUUGUUGAUUCAUAUUCUUGAGCGUGAAAAGAAACACCAACACAAAUUCCACAGCAAAGGUGAACAUGAUGAUCAGGUUGUUCCUCGUCUCUUUGAUUACAUUAAAUCAAGUUUUCAAAACCAGAAUGGACGUGGAAAGCAAGCUACAACUGUAACACAUGAAAAAAUCCAAGAAACACCGGCAGUGUUUGGUUUAGCGACAACCUAUUCUGCUUGUCUUCUGCAGUUAAUUGCAACCGUUAUACUUGUCCUCUCCAUGUUGCUAGGUGAUGGAUUCUCACCUGCAUUAACAUUAGUGUGUGUACAGGUGUUGCUGUACCUUGAACUUGUGGCAUGCAUUCGCCAUGCACAGCUAAAAAUAUUUAGUGCUUUACCCGAGCUUAAAAAAAUGGCACUACUGCAUGUUACUUGGUAUGCUGUGUUUGGCUGGGGGUUAAUGGCCUCCCAGUUCUUCUUUGUUACUGGUCACCAUGCCACGUUUCCAUCAAUUCGCUUUGAAGCCGGGUUUGUUGGUUUUAAUGGUGACUUUCCUGUCUACCUAUACUUCAUCCCAGCAGUUUUGAUUGGUGCAAAUACAUUUUCUUCUAAUAUCAUCUUCGGUCUGGCUCUUCCAUUGGUCCUUUUAUGGCCAUUCUCAAGAGGGAAGUUAGCAGAUAAGAAGAAUUCUGACAAUGAGGGAGAGGUUGUUUUGCGGGACCACUGCACAGAACUACGCAUUGGCUUAUUCCGAUUGGUGAUGCUUUAUAUCUUGUUCCAUGGCUGCAAGCUCCUUGGUUGCAUGUUCUCGGCAGCAGUUCAUCGACGGCACCUAAUGAUCUGGAAGAUAUUUGCACCGCGGUACAUAUUUGAUGGUAUCGGGUUCCUCGUCACGCUGGUAGUUGUACUGUUGGCCUACCUCUUCAUUCUUAGAACAGAUAACCAACUUGCCAAGUGGUUGGCCAGACUUUUCAAAAUAGUAAAACUUUUAAGAGAUUCUAGGUGAUGUGUUUUAAUGAAAAUAUUUCUUCAAAUAUUUCCAUAAAAACCUAGUGGUAAUAAAUGUUAUUGUUUGAAUGUUAAUUGUUAAUGUUAAGGGCAUAAAUUGUCAAAUUUCCAAAAACCAAAAAUUAAUUAAUUACAUACCUGUAGUUAAAAUUGCCAAAACCAGGUAAAAACUCUUAUUGAAUUUGUAUAUUUGAGCUAUGUUCAUUUAACAUUGCCAUCUUAAAAAUAUGAAUGAUUACUGCACAGUGUGUGUUUAGUUAAGAGUAGAACAUUUGAAGAAUAAAAUUCAAUAUUUGAAUUGCAUACAGUACUUUAAGUAAACUUAAGUAUUAAUAAUUGCUACAUGAUUUAAAUACCAUAAAACCUGAAAUAGAAACCCUGGGCUUUACAAACUUUAGAUGGGUUUCUUUUCAAGGCUACUUUUGCAAAGCAAAGAGCGGGGGCUUCUUUUCAAAAUGAAUGCUGAAAUUUUAGGAAUUAUUUCUACUAUAAAACAAUAGGGCCACUGUAACAUCAAUCUGUAUCAUGGAGUGUAUUAACUGGCAUUAAAUCAUCUAAACUUUGUUUAAACCGUGUGUUUAAUUUAUUUUGUUUCUUUGAAAUUUAUGUACAGUGUAUAAUGUACUGUACUAUCUCGGAAAGAAGUUCAUGAGCUUCUUUUUUGAGGUUACUUUUGGAAAUUAAAGAGGGGCUUUAAUGGAGAUUCAAGAUUGUCAUUGUUUCGAAAGCCAUCGAUGGCUAUUUAUUAUCCACUCAUAAACAACGCAUGUAUGCAAUCAACACAAUAUAUACCCAACAUUACUGGUUUAGAAUGCCUAAUUUAAUAAUAUCAUUGGAGGAAAUAAACAAAGGUUGUUAGCAAUUUUAAUUGCAUUUGAAAAGAAAGAUGACAAGAACCUUAAUGAACAACCACAAAAAGGAAGAAAUUGGGAAUGGCGGGAGUUUUUAACAGAGAUGGAACAAAUUACGGCGUGGAGGAAAGAAAGUGUGUAGGGGAUGAUUUGAGUUUUUGUCAAUCUUAGAAUGUAAACUAAUAAUACAAAAUUUCUGUCCAACUUAUAAUGAAGAUACAUUAUAAGACGAAAGAAUAGUAGCAAAUUUAGACGAGGAGGCAGAGGGAUUGACAUUCUUGGUGAAAAUUGUCUAUUCUCGAGAUUAAGCCUAUUGGUUUUACAGAAUACAGUCAAACAAAAAUUGUCAAAGUAGAAAUUAUUUUCAUGUCACUUCAUCUUCCCUAUAUUUACAAUGGUUAAUAUUUGCUCUAACUCGAAUAAAUUUAAGUUGAAUAAAACGAAAGUCGAACAACAUUUUACAUGCCAAAUUGAUUUCCAUUGAUUGUUAGUCCGUAAGUCAAAGUUGAUGUAAAACUUAAAUCAUUUUUAGCUGUCGCUGUAUUACAGACAUCGCUGUGAAUGUCAACAAGUGACUCAUACAUUUGGCAAUGCAGAAAUUCUCAUGCUAAGUAAGUCCGACAAGUGACUCGUGUUUACAUUGCAUGGCAGUAUUUUGUGUAGUUUAAUUUACAUGCGAAUGGUAUACUGUACAGUAUUAUCAAAGAAUUUGAAUAAGUGCCCCACUUUGAAUCAAUGUCCCCCUCACAUAAAUUCCCCCUAUAGAGUCUCAUUUGGAAUAAAUGCCUCCCCCCAAAUAAAUGCCCCGGGCUGGGGCGUUUAUUUUUCCUUGAAUAAACAUCCUCCUUAAAUGACUGUAAACAAAACUAAUGGAAAUAACAUUCUCAACACAUUCUAUUAAAUGUUCUACAGUGCUAUAGCAGAAUAACAUUUUAAACCUUUUUGGGACUAAUAGGUCUUUUGGAUUCAUGCAAUCAUUCAUUUUGAUGGUAUUUAUGUAUUGUAGUUCCACAUUUACAUAGAAAAAAAGGGUCGUAUAUACGCAUCCAUUUUACACCAAAAGCAUUCAUGCCCCCCUCUAAUAAACACCCCCUCAAAAACCCUUCUCAACAAGUUAAAAAAAUGUUAAAUCAUAACAUACAAUUAUCACAUCAUACUGCAUGUUAUAUUUGAGCACUAUUAUGAUUUAUCUAUUAAAAUCAAAAUGGUUGUAAUCAGAUAUGAAUUCCCAACAAAGACCUACAGGCCCAUCCAAGUAAGGCAUCUGCAGAGAUAGCAGUCCAGUGUUCGAAUCCUAGUUUAGCAAGAUUUUAAUGUUCAAAAUUUAUAUACAGUAUAAAGGUAAUUACACUAUAGCGUUAUAACAAAAUGGUUUAGAGUUUAUUGUAAAAAGAGUGGGAGAGACUAUAAUACACAAGAUACAUAAAGUAUCAACUUGUACUGACCGAUUCAAUAUAUCUAUCAAGCUUACUUAUUCAUUAAUAUGUUUACUGUACAGCAUACAGACAGUA
Anneissia japonica is the source of this 5867-nucleotide messenger RNA. RefSeq names its product GPI ethanolamine phosphate transferase 3-like. Gene Ontology annotation, cellular component: endoplasmic reticulum membrane. NCBI's taxonomy places the organism in Eukaryota, Metazoa, Echinodermata, Crinoidea, Comatulida, Comatulidae. The coding region runs from base 99 to 3503 and encodes 1134 amino acids. Gene Ontology annotation, molecular function: mannose-ethanolamine phosphotransferase activity. The transcript is spliced from 5 exons. The record is from RefSeq and is a predicted model, not a curated record. Gene Ontology annotation, biological process: GPI anchor biosynthetic process.